UUAGCCUAACAGAAUUGUGGCCAAGGGUCCUUCAUUGUGUUGUUGUUUCUCAUCCCAAUUUGUUUUGCUCUUCUGUGUUGUUCCUUUCAUUGUUCUGCUGCAAUCUGCAACUCUGUCGGUGCUCCUUGUGGUCAGACCCCCACCCCCAAAACCACCCAAUUUAUGCACCUCCCCUUCCUUCCCUCUAUUGAAUCCUUAGGAAAAAGAAGGGGAAAAAAACCCCAAGACUUAUCUCAGUCUAUCUUGGUUUGGUUUGCUUCUAGGACUGGAAAAAGGUCGUUAAUUUUUACAUCCUUGUUUCUUGGCUUGCUUGGUUGGGCAUGACUUCAUGGUGACAUGACAUGAUCAUAUUCUCUAAUGACCAUGAGGAAUUCAAUUAAUUCAUGUCCUCUUUGCACCACUACACUGGUUGUUUUGGUCCUAUAUCUUCUUCUCUCUCCAGCCUCUUGCUUCAACCAGCAGAAACAACAGCCUCCAAGUUCUGAUCCUGGGGGGUGGUUGUUUGAGGAGAAAAGUAGGCUGGGAUCGACCCCUCCGAGCUGCCACAACAAGUGCAACGAGUGCCACCCAUGCAUGGCGGUUCAGGUGCCUACCACACCAGGCAACACCAACGCGCUCAAACUUCCUGCUGCUGCUGCUGGUUUGAGUCGUCUGGCUCGGGCCGCUCCCAUGGAGUUCUUUGACGCAUCACCUCGAGGCAACAGCUACACCAAUUACAAGCCUUUGGGUUGGAAAUGCCGCUGCCAAAACCAUCUAUUCAACCCAUAGACAAAGUUGCAAACCAAGUUUUCAUGUCAAAAUGGCCUAGAGCCAUUAAUCCUCAUCUCCUUUUUUUUUUUUUUUUUUUGAAAUGUGUAGUUUUUAUCUAAGAGGAUAAUCGAAAUUCCUCUUCUUUUUUUCCCUUUUCGAAAAACAGGACAUGUCAAUGGUAUCAGCAUAACCUGUAUACACUGAAAUCUUAUACAAUGAAAUCUGAAUUUGUAUUUA
This is a messenger RNA of Juglans microcarpa x Juglans regia, 987 nucleotides long. Its product is annotated as EPIDERMAL PATTERNING FACTOR-like protein 1. Bases 358 to 768 code for a protein of 136 amino acids. The transcript has 2 exons. Gene Ontology annotation, biological process: guard cell differentiation; stomatal complex development. The record is from RefSeq and is a predicted model, not a curated record. NCBI's taxonomy places the organism in Eukaryota, Viridiplantae, Streptophyta, Magnoliopsida, Fagales, Juglandaceae.